This is a messenger RNA of Caenorhabditis auriculariae, 3845 nucleotides long. Lineage: Eukaryota; Metazoa; Nematoda; Chromadorea; Rhabditida; Rhabditidae. The record is from the annotation of a GenBank genome assembly.
AUGUGGAGUAUCAGAGAUAAUCGUGCGUUCGCUGAAAUCAUUUUGCACUUGGCCAACCAGGAUUUGCGAAGGUCGGCCCGUCAGCCUAUUGGCCCCGGCCAUUUUCUGAGCCCGGUUCGGCCUUAGGAAGGCCUCAAGCAAAAAAUUACCCGGCCUAAAAAGCUUACAUUUUCUAAAAGUCGUAUAUCAAGCUUUUUUAUGACACAAGUUAUGAUUUUGCUUAUUUUUUUAGAGUUCAACAGAAAAUAUGAUUUAACUACUAAAAAUGAUUUUUUUUUUCCGUGAAAGUCUUUUUUAAUGAGAUUUAAAAUUUUUUUCAAGGUCUGCCCUGGCCUAAGCCUGCACUGGCUUUUCUCAGAAAUGAUGAAUAUAUACGACAUUCGCGUUCACGAAAACCAGAGAAAAGCUGCUCCAGGGCUAACACCCGCCUGAGUUUCUGUAGGACUUCAAAUCUGCCGUUUUGCACGUUUUGUUUUCCGAACUAUUUUUGGAUGUUUUCUCACUUUACUAAAAAUCUUUCCACUUUUAAUUUUCUCAAAAAUUUGAAUUUGUAGUUGAAAAUGGUAGUCCACGAGUUUCCGUGGGAUGCAUCGACUUCAGUGGCAGAUUUGACGGAGAAACAAUUGGUCCAGCUUUGUAGCAUUAUUGCGAAUGAGUCCAACUCUGUAGUCAAUUUUGUUAACACGGCUCUCGAGCAAUCUGCAGCGUCAACUUCUUCUCCAGCUACUCCCGGUGCUCAGGGUGAAAAACCUGCACCAAUUCUCGGUUUUUUUAUUUCCUGAAUAAAUAUGAAGUUCAUUUGCCUUAUCAGUAUGGAGCAUCGGUCUUUUGUUCGUCACAUUUAUCAACAUGUGUGCAGUUGUUGGCAUCGGCGUAAUGCGCUAUUUUUCCAAGAACGCCUAUAAUCAGGUUGGCUUCAUUUUAUCUUUGAUUAUUUGCCUUUCAUUUGGGCACCAUGAGCCUGCUUUGAAGCGAUAGCUUCUAACAAGCCUUUUUUUUGACAGAAAUAAAAUAUUUGCGUAGAAAAAUUUUAAACAAAACUGAAAAUUUUCCGGUUCGCUCCUUUGAGAUGUGCCCUGAUGUAAUGCUGAAAAAAAAAGUCUCAAAUUAUUGUAGUGAAAUAUUAUUAUGUCUAGUUUUUUUUAUCUUACAGAUUAUAACGCUUUUCGUUGGACUUGGUGUGGGUUCCUUAUCAGGCUCUAGUCUCUACCAUCUGAUUCCUCAGGUUUAUUUACUCCUACGUUUUGACCUUCCACCGAAUGCAGCAAAAUGGUAAUCAGGUUAUUGAGAGAAGAGGAAUGGAUCAAUUCUGUUUUAUACUCUACAGCGUAGAGCCUUUUUGGAAGAUUUUUUUGAAAUCAGUGUAACCUCUGCAUAACGAGUUUUGUUUGCUCACCUCAAUAAGUUGAACCGUUCAUUAUUUUUCUGCAUACGGCCUUUGUUUCAGUCUUUUCUGGCUGUUUCUCGUAUUCAAUUGGAAAAGUUAACUGCAGGCACAUCCGGGUCUUCUCGAAGAUCGGGACAGUAAUGGCCAGAAAACUUAUGCGUAUUUACAUAUGGCGCACUUCAUGAUCAUCGGCGUCUAUGCAUUUUUCUUCUGCGACAAGAUUAUCAAGAUCGUCAUCGAGUAUAGAAAGGCAGUUUUUGAAAUUCGUUUUGAAAAAGUUAAUUAAUAUUUCUAAGCUUUUGAACGAUCUAGUAGAUACCACAAGGGUUUUAUUAUCAGUCACUCAAGGAAUUCAGAGAAAUCGCUCACUCAAUGAGCACAAAGUACUUUCUGAAAACGGCGGCGCUCCAUCGGGUCGCAGCGACGCUGUAUUGAUCUCCCACAACGAACAUGAUCACACGGAAGAUGUUCUCCGAAGCGUUGUUCAGAAGGUAUAAUUCGUACACAAUAGAUUAGAAAGUUUCUUUGAAUGAACCCUUGAAAAUAGUAACAGCAUGUGGCGAAACAUCUUUGAGGGCCCUCUAGUGACUACUUCAGUCUCUUGCAUAUUGUUGUCUCAGCAAUCUGAAAAUGAAGGAAAUAAUAUAUCGGCUUUUAGUUUCAGGGCGUUGUGAUCCACGACGACUGUCACGAAACCGAAAUGAUGGCCGUGGAAAGUCGUUCUGGAAAAUCAAUGGGCGACCAGGUGCGUAUCAUUAGAAAGACAUAUUUUGGUUUCGAGGAUUUUCAGAAAGCAAAAUUUCUUUCUUUUUGACAGAUAAAAAAAAAUAAAGAUUCUCAUUAAUUUAGUACUAGGUUGCCGUGGUUUUGUUCUUGAAGUUCUCUCACUAUAAACUUUGUUCUAAGUGACAAGCUUUGAGAAUAGCACAUUAUUGAAUAUUGUAUUUCAAGAAAAAGAAACCCCUCUUUAUGACCUUUUACGCUUUAUAAAAAUGAGUUAUCUUUAGUUUUCGUACUCUUCAUCUUAUUUUUCUAGAAAAAAAAUAUUGCACAUUCUGAGAAACGAAAAAAUGUGCCGGAAAUAUUGUAAGAUCAUAGCAAAAUUUGAAAAAAAAAACUCCGCCUGCACUGAUUGGUUAUUCGAAGAAUCAACGGUUCAAAACAGUUGAUAAUCUUAAAUAUAAUGUGCGACUCCUUCGACUCAAAACAAGGAAGAUCAUUGUGAGGACUUUCACACAUCAAUCAAUGUUUCAUUGGAGUAAAUUUUUCAAUCAAAAUUAGAGAAAAACUUUGUGAAAGGAAAUCAAAAGUGUGAAAGAAAGUCCAAAAUAUUUUUUCUGAAGUUCGUUCCGAUCAGGCACAUGGGAUCUGCGUGCACGACCACUCAAUGCAAUUUCGAACGGGAGACUCGGCGAUCGCCGCCGUCGCCUGGAUGAUCAUCUUCGGAGACGGACUCCACAACUUCAUCGACGGAAUCUCCAUCGGCGCCUCCUUUUCUGAUUCGAUUCACUCCGGUCUUUCGGUUUCUCUUGCGGUCCUCUGCGAGGAGUUCCCACAUGAGCUAGGUCUGUCAGACGAUCUUUCUCUUUCCAAUUUUUCUGUUUUUCGUUUGUUCUCAAUUCAUACAUUUGAAGGGGAUGUCGCCAUUUUGGUCGCGUCUGGUAUGACUCUCUCUCAAGCCUUGCUCUACAACCUCCUUUCUGCCAUCACCUGCUAUAUCGGUCAGUUUAUCGUCUUCUUUUUUUUUCGUCCUGUUACAAAGAGUCGAUAAAUCUAGUUGAUCGUUUUUGUUUGAGGUUUCAUCAUUGGCGUCGCUAUCGGAGAACUCCAGGUGGCCAAGUACGCAUUCGCCCUGGCUGGCGGAAUGUUUCUCUACAUUUCUCUGGCUUGUAUGGUUCGUUUUUUUUCUCUCUCUCUCUCAUUUUCUUUAUCCUUUUGGUGUAUCGUAUGAAUAGGAGAAAUUCGAGGAGAUUCCAUCAACUUUUUUCAGUUUUUUUUUUCUCUUUUUCCUCUCUAACUUCGAAAUCCCGUAGUAUAUCUGAUUUUCCAAGAACCUUUGAUUUCUGUUCUGUGCGUAAGUGUCUUUAACAGAAAAUUUGGGAAUUUUUUUAAAAUUAUCAUGGAUUGUGUCAAUAAAUGCUUUCUCUGAUACCCAAAACUAAAAAGAAAAAAAACGUCCAAGACACUAUUUUUAUCAAUUAUUUUCCUACCCGAGUUAAGUAAGUUGAACUUCAUAAUCACAGGAAUUUUGGGUAAAAUCCACAUUAAAUCAACAAAAAAAAAUCUUCUGAUUCAGAUGCCUGAGAUGAGAAAGGCUAUGGAGGAGGCGUUGAACGUUUCGAUCUGGCACGGCGUCUAUGUCCUUUUCGUCCAGUCCGUGGGUCUUUUCUCCGGUCUCACUCUCAUGUAUGUGAUGGGACGUUAUGGCGAGUCCCUGGACAUAAGCGGCAUCUUUUAA